GGAAUCCUUUCAGAUGCUUUCUCACACCAGACACUGAAGAAAGGUGUAGGGAGGGAAAGGAGGGGUAUAUGGGAGAUUUGUUGGAUUUCCAUUUCCUUGUCGUUACAAACUUGUGUCCGGGAUGGGAAAGGAGCAGGAGCUGCUGGAAGCCGCCCGGACUGGGAAUGUCGCGUUGGUGGAGAAACUGUUAAGUGGGAAAAAGGGAAUACUGGGGUCAGGUUCCGGCUCCAUCCCUCUGCCCAACCUACUGAGCAUGUGGAAGGGCCUGAAUGUGAACUGCACAGACAGCUCAGGAUACACGCCUUUACAUCACGCUUCACUCAAUGGACACAGGGAGGUGGUGCUGAAACUUCUCCAGUUUGAGGCAUCCACAAACGUGGCUGACAGCAAAGGUUGUUUCCCGCUGCACCUGGCUGCCUGGAGGGGAGAUGUAGACAUCGUCCGUAUCCUCAUUCACCAUGGCCCUUCCCACUGCCGUGUCAACCAACAGAACCAUGAAAAGGAAACUGCCCUCCACUGUGCAGCCCAGUAUGGACACUCAGAGGUGGUUUCAGUGCUGCUGCAGGAGCUGACCGACCCCACCAUGAGAAACAGCCGACAUGAGACUCCCCUGGACCUAGCAGCACUGUACGGCCGACUGCAGGUGGUGUGCAUGCUGGUGGGUGCUCACCCCAACCUCAUGACCAGCCACACUCGACUACACACUCCGCUUCACCUGGCUGCCCGCAACGGACACCACAGCACCGUCCAGACUCUGCUUGAGGCCGGCAUGGACGUCAACUGCGUGACUGAGAAUGGCAGUGCCCUCCAUGAGGCAGCUCUCUUUGGGAAGAUGGAUGUUGUUCGCCUUCUGCUUGACUCAGGGAUCGACACCAAUCUGAGAGACAGCCAGGGAAGAACGGCUCUGGAUAUCCUGAGGGAUCAUCCUGCACCUAAAUCCCAGCAGAUCACUGCUCUUAUCCAAGAAUAUAUGAUGGAUGAGAUGGAGAAGCUGAGUAUCCUGGAGGAGCCUGUCCGCAAGUGUCCUGUCCCUACACCUCGGACGUCUGUUCCCUCGCCCUCCGCUUCCCCUUCUCUCAGACACAAGAAUGAUGCUGUGACAAGUGAGCUGUCCAAACUACUUCAUGAGAUCAAAAAGUGCCGGGACAGGGACUACUCCUUUGAGGAGCUCUGCCACACCAUCUCCUCCCACUCCAUGGACAGCUUUGGCAGCGGGCGGCUGUCUGACGAGGAGCGCCCAGAUCGACCCAACGGCACCCUGACUCGAGUCAGCAAGCGGCCGACCCCACCUCUCCCUCCGGCCAUGGAGGAAGAUGAGGCAGAAAAGAGUUGCGGCCCCACUGGCUUCUGGGAAGCAUUGACGCCAUGCAAUGGCUGCCGCAACCUGGGCUUCUCCAGCCUGUCACAGGAUUCAAAGCGGUCAGCAGAGAUCAUCACUUCUCCGUCGCUGGAUGUUUUCCUUCCAGAAGACGAGGACAACCCAUAUGAGUCUGUGACCACUGCGGUCACACGCAAACCCUCCUCUCUUGAUAUCACCCAGCGGCUCAACAGCUGUCCACGCAAUGGUCACUUGUCCCAUGUAACGGUGAGUGAGGGGGAGCACAGUAACCAUGGUAACUGUUCAACAGGACCCACACCAGACUGCUCGCCGCCCUCCCCUGACACAGCCCUGAAGAGCAUCGAGAGAGUCAUCCGCCCACAGCCCAAACAGCGCACCUCUCUGUCCUCAUCUUUGGAUGUCCAAAGGCUGGUCAACCACAGCUGCGAGCCUAGCGAGGUAAGCUCUUCCCUGGGCUACGCCAGCUUCAGCACCAGUCCCCCUGCCAGCCCUCCACUCAGCCCCAACCAGGAGGACUCUGAAGGCUCCAACGACGACUGUCAACUCACAGACGACAUCCCGUAUCAACGAGACCCGACUCCUCCCCUUCCCUACUCUUCCUCCAAUUCAAACGCUCUGCCAGAGGAACGCAGGAAAAGCCACAUCCCAGAGGAGUUUGCAGGCCUUCUUCAUGGCUCUUCUCCAGCCUGUGAACCCCCCGAUACGCCUUACCACCUUUACAGCCCCAAAUCUUUUAAAAAUACAGAUGUCCAGAGCAGUUUUCUGCAGACCCCAGAGUUCAGCAUUGUGAUCGGCGGAGGAGCCAUUCCGAGAUCAGCCAACGACACUCGAAAGCCACAGGUCGUAUACCGAACUGUCUUCCACACAAAGGUCAACCAGGACCAGGCUCGACCCAGGAACUGUCAACAGGUAGAUCCACCUCGUGGAUGGUCUACGCUGAGCCACCCACCCUCUUGUUCCUCUGGUCAGAACGGAGAAGUUGCAGAUUUACGGGGAACCCAGACCGGAGCAGCAUCCAAAGACAGUUCACCUGGGACUGGCUACGAAGAAAGGGCUUGCACCCUUGGGAGGAUGAGAUCCAUGCCACGCAGUGUGUUGGACCUGCAGCUGUCAAAAUCUCUGUCCAAGUCUGAUUCGAACCUAGUGGCUGUGUCCCCCAUACAGGAAGAGCACAGUUGGGGGUCUGGAUCACGGGGCCAGGGCCCUGGAAGUCCGAGCCCACGUGAAGGCGCCAGCCCGGAGGGAAGAUUGGAGAGAACGCCAUCUUUCACUGCUGAGUGGGAAGAGAUUGACAAGAUUAUGAGUUCUAUUGGGGCUGGAAUAGGCAGUGGAUUGGACAUCAAGGAGGAUACCUCAGGUCCCCGCUGCCCGCUGCAGUCAGUGGGCCAGUGGCUAGACUCCAUCGGCCUGGUCCAGUACGAGAACCACCUGCUGGCCAAUGGAUUCGACAACGUCCAGUUUAUGGGCAGCAAUGUGGUGGAGGACCAGGACCUACUGGAAAUUGGAAUCCUCAACUCGGCCCACAGACAGCGUCUCCUGCAGGCUAUACGGCUGUUGCCCAGGGUGAGACCUAUUGGAUACGAUGGCAACAACCCCACAUCAGUGGCAGAGUGGCUGGAGUCUUUGGAGCUCGGUGACUACACAAAGGCUUUCCUUGUCAAUGGUUACACCUCAAUGGAGCUGGUCAAAAAGAUCUGGGAGAUUGAGCUCAUCAAUGUACUGAAGAUCAAUCUUAUCGGCCACAGAAAACGGAUUCUGGCCUCAUUGGGGGACCGGCUACACGAAGACACCCCUCAGAAACCUCCACGGGCCAUCUCCUUAAGGGAGCCCGGGGGAAACCACACUCCUCCCCAGCUCAGCCCGUCAGUAGGCCAGGCAGCGUACACAGCAGGGGUCCCAGGUGGAUCUCUGGACGUGCAGCACCUCAUGAUGCAGGCGGACGCCCGGCGCAGGCAGCGCAGCAAUGACAACUACUUUGAGGACGUGCCGCGAUCCAAGCUGGAGCGACAGAUGGCUCAAGUCAGCAUGGCAGGCGAGUGGUGUGAGCCAAUCACAUUGCGUCCGCCCAACGAGGCCACCUCAUCCACUCCAGUGCAGUACUGGCAGCAUCACCCCGAGAAGCUCAUCUUUCAGUCCUGUGACUACGAAGCCUACUACCUGGGCUCAAUGUUGGUGAAGGAGCUGAGGGGGACGGAGUCCACACAAGAUGCCUGCGCCAAGAUGAGGAAGUCGACAGAACAAAUGAAGAAAGUGCCGACCAUCGUGCUCUCCGUGUCCUACAAAGGAGUGAAGUUCAUCGACGCCACAAAUAAGAACAUCAUAGCAGAGCAUGAGAUUCGUAACAUCUCGUGUGCAGCUCAGGAUCCAGAGGAUCUGUCUACAUUUGCCUACAUCACCAAAGACCUCAAGUCCAGUCACCACUACUGCCAUGUCUUCACUGCUUUUGAUGUGAACCUGGCCUAUGAGAUCAUCCUGACACUCGGACAGGCCUUCGAGGUGGCCUACCAGCUAGCCCUACAGGCUAGGAAGAGCGGCCAUGGAUCAUCCACACUGCCUGAGAGCUUUGACACCAAACCCAGCAAACCUGUCCCCAAGCCCCGCAUCAACAUACGCAAGUCUAUGGAGCAGCCGUCCAUGGACCAGAAGGGCCAUGCCAACGUGCCGUGGAUUGUGGAGCCAGGUCAGGAGGCCAAAAGAGGAGUCAACACCAAGGCAAUGCCGGAUGCUCAUGUCUAUUACUGUGGAAUGCAAAGAAUGUAGCCAGCCUAAACAUGGACCUUGUCACACACACAAUGCAAAAAGGACUACAAAGGACCCUCUUGUUCACUUUUCAAAAGGACUACAAACAUGGAUGCUACUCCAGUGUUUAAGGUUGACUACAAAAUUUUAACAUCAUUCAUUUACAUGUUGCUUGACACAGUAAACAUUGGACCAGCUGAUAUUCACACACACACACACACACACACACUAACAGGACUGCAUCUUGACAGACAACUGUCUGCUCUGAAUGUACACUUAUAUGAAAGCAGCCUCAACUUUCUGCAACUCCAGCAGGAUCCGUUUUAUGCGCCCAACUGGGAGGCAUGACCUUCGAACUUUUGGCAGGUCAGCAUCUCCACGGAGACUGUGAGUAUGGUUACAGGGCAUGUUUAGGUAAUAGACGGUGGGCAUGUGUCAGUGUUGGCAUGAGUUCCACAAUGUCUGGCUGGCUCUUUUGGUCUUUUCUUUUUUUUCUCCUUGUUGUUUUUUCUUUAAUGUCAGAAAAUAAUACAGAGAUAUAUGCACAAGUGUGUAAAUGACUAGCUGCAACACGCUCAAGAUGCAACAGGUGACUCAUUAUGGAUGAAGAGCCUAUGUGAACAAAAGCAUCUGGCGUCUAAAAAAAAAAAACAAAAAAAAACAAAAGUAUUCUAUUCGUAUUGCCUGACAUUUUAAUGUUUAAUAUGAGAGUACUAUAUUACCAUGAGAAUUAUGAUUAUACUUGUGCAAUUCUUGUCUACUGUUGUCUUAAUGUUACAUUAUUUUUCUAUGAUAUGCUGAAAUGAAAACCUUGGGCCUGAGAAUGAUGGCAAUCCUUUAACAAAAAAUUAAAUAAAAAUCUGAAACUUAGAUGGUCAUACUUGUACACAGAGAGUGAAUGUCGCAGGUGGCUAGCUAUCUCUUAGGUCAGGUCAACUCUCCAUCAUUUCUCAUGGGGCUCUACUCUUAUCUAGCAGAUGUACUAUUUUAAAACGCAGUAUUACUGUAUUAUUUGGAUGAGAAAUCAUCCAAUUAUAAAGUGUAAAUAGAUAUUUUGCCAACUCAUUGUUCAUACAUGUAAAAGAGAAAAGAAUAAAGGAUUUGCAGUAAAUGGCACUGGAAACAUGGUACCAAAAUAAAGGUUGGACAUUAAAAAAAAAAAAAGUGGUAGAUUGUAGAGACUGUAUUUUGAGUGAAGACUAACAUGAAUUAUUUGGUGACAUCACUGCUGACCAACUAAUGUACAUAGGCUUGGGCUUCCAGCACACUGAUUUUUGUAAUUUUGGCCAUUAUUUAUAUCCUUGUAAAUCACAUGAAAUAAAAUAUGACUUGUACAACCAUA
Molecule: messenger RNA, 5420 nt
Organism: Archocentrus centrarchus (flier cichlid)
Lineage: Eukaryota; Metazoa; Chordata; Actinopteri; Cichliformes; Cichlidae
Gene: anks1b
Product: ankyrin repeat and sterile alpha motif domain containing 1B
Biological process (GO): ephrin receptor signaling pathway
Cellular component (GO): cytosol
Molecular function (GO): ephrin receptor binding
Source: RefSeq, a predicted model, not a curated record